AUGCACAAAAUAUACAUAAUCUUCAUUGUGAUCACUCUUCAAAAAUUUGUUGGUUCUCAGCAGUCUGCAACUGAUUGCAUACUUAACAUCAGAAUCCCGUCAUCCCUGUACAAUUCGAGCAGUGAAUUGGGACAUUGGGGAUGGUUUCUGAACAAAGACUCUUGUGCAGGAGUAUUUCAAGAGUACCUUUAUUCACUGGGGCUGAGAGCUAAUCAAACAGGACAAAUAUACUUAAAUUCCACCCAGCAGAGGAAUUGCUUGACCAUGCUGAACAAUACCCAGGUAGAAGUUAUGGGCUGUGGGAUUCAGAAGCUAACGAGUGGCAGUGGUGGCUGUUCAGAUUUCUCUGUUGAUGAUGCGAUGGAAAAGUUGGGAGGAAAAUUUCGGAACUUAAGGAAGAACUGUGAACCUCUGAGCUCAGAUGGGAAAUGGGAUCAGACGUGUGAAUCCUGCAUUAAGAGUUGGGAAGACAUAAAAGGACUACAAUCAUAUGGUGGCCAAUCUGCAGUAGAAUCUGAUAUAUGUAGGCUUGCAGCGUUAGUGUCAUUAACAAGUGCUAGGAUUGAUGAUGAAAUAUGGGUGGAAAAUACAUACAAAUGCCUCGGGGAGCAACACAGUGACGAAGGUAAGUAG
Molecule: messenger RNA, 633 nt
Organism: Ilex paraguariensis (yerba mate)
Lineage: Eukaryota; Viridiplantae; Streptophyta; Magnoliopsida; Aquifoliales; Aquifoliaceae
Source: the annotation of a GenBank genome assembly